CCUCCUAUUUAGGGUGCAGCCAGUUUCCCCAGCUCACGUGUCCAUUAGACUGAUGGGCAACAACUUGACUUGCAAGAUCCUGGACUUCCGAGUCGUGACGUCACCGGUAGAGCUCCACUCGGAUCACUGACAUGUUACACUGUAAGAAAAUUCCAAGCAGCCAGGCUGUAGGUAGGGGAUGAUACAAAAGGAAGUAUACGUCAUUGGCUUCGCCAAAAUGGCAGACGCAGCGAAAACACAGAAAUGCAGCUGUUGUAGCUUUUGUGUGUAGAGCUCGUGCUCCACUGAGGAUACCGGAAGUGCCUGGAAAGUGGCUGUCUGCAUGUCACCUCUAGAGCUGUGAGCAGGGCUCUCCAUCCCAGGCUCGGGUGUUAUUGAAAGGUAAUAAGGUAUAUGUACAGCUAUUAAUAUGUAUGGGAACUAUAAAUUACACAAGUACUCUGAAUGUGCCUGCUUACCCACAUAUUACUGUUUUUAUAAUUGGUUCCCUGUUCAUCUGUUCUUUUACCUAUUUAUUGAAUGUUAAUGUUUAUAUAGAUCAGUUUAUAUAUUGGGCGUGGGGGGACAUACUGGCAUAUCGCUGAUAUAUUUUGCAAAUGAACUUGUAAACUAAUGAACAACAUAUUACAGGUCAGAAGAUUUCAGUGAUGACAAUGGCAACAUUGUGCAGGAAUGUGAAGGUAUGUUUAUUAUUAUUAUUAUUAUUAUUAUUAUUAUUAUUAUUAUGAUAUUUAUAUAGCACCAACACAUUUUCGCAGCGCUUUACAGUGGGUGGACGAACAGACAUGUGAUUGUAACCAGACAAGUUGGACACACAGGAACAGAGGGGUUGAGGGCCCUGCUCAAUUAGCUUACAUGCUACAGGGAGUGGGGUAAAAUGACACAAAAAGUAAGGAUAGUAUUAGACUAGUGACAGUUGCAAGAUAGGAAUCAGCCGUGAGCUAUUAACAGUUUAAACUGAUACGCUUUUAUGAAGAAGUGGGUUUUUAAUGAUUUUUUUGAAGGAGUGGAGACUGGGUGAGCAUCUAAUGGAGGAGGGAAGUGAGUUCCACAGGAACAGUGCAGCCUUUGAGAAGUCUUGAAGGCGAGCAUCAGAGGUGGGAGUAUGGACAGAAGAUGGACAUAAGUGUUCAGCAGAACGUAAGGGCCUAGAUGGGACAUACUUGUGUAUUAGGGAGGAUAGAUAGGAGGGAGUAGCAUUAUGUAGAGAUUUGAAAGCAAGAACCAGAAUUUAAAAUUGAGCCCUAUAUCGUACAGGAAGCCAAUGUAGGGACUGACAGAAGGGUGAGGCGUGGGAGGUGUAAGCGGACAGGAAGAUGAGUCUUUUGAGCGCAAGUUGGGAGCAUGUGAGACCACUGAGAAGUGGAUUACAGUAGUCAAGGCAAGAAAGGACAGUGGAAUGAACCAGCCACUUAGUCGCAUCUGGCGUUAAGUAGGGUCCGAUGCGCGCAAUGUUUUUGAGAUACAAGCAGCAGGAUUUGGCAAUAGACUGAACAUGAGGCGUGAAGUAGAGGUCGGAGUCAAAGAGAACACCUAGGCAGCGAGCCUGCCUGGUGGAGCUGAUGGUAGCACCAUUGAUUUGGAGGGAGACAGACACAGGAGUAGCAACAACACUUGAGGGAGUAAAGACCAGAAUUUCAGUUUUGGUCAAGUUACAUAGUUACAUAGCUGAAAAGAGACUUGCGUCCAUCAAGUUCAGCCUUCCUCACAUUUGUUUUUUGCUGUUGAUCCAAAAGAAGGCAAAAAACACAGUUUUGCAACAAGCUAGAAUGGCAGUCAGAUUUAUCCUUGGAUCAAUCAUUGAAAGAUUAUAUCCUUGAAUAUUCUGUUUUUGCAAGUUUGCAUCUAGUAGCUGUUUUGAACAUCUGUAUGGACUCUGAUAAAGCCACUUCAUCAGGCAGAGAAUUCCACAUCCUUAUAGUUCUUACAGUAAAAAAAAAAAAACCUUUCCUUUGCCUUAGACGAAAUCUUCUUUCUUCCAGUCUAAACGCAUGACCUCGUGUCCUAUGUAAAGUCCGGUUUGUGACUAGAUUUCAACACAAUGGUUUGUAUUGACCUCGAAUAUAUUUGUAUAAUGUUAUCAUAUCCCCUCUCAGGCAACGUUUUUCUAAAAACCCAAAACACUCCUUCCAGCCACGCAUUGGCCUCUCUAAUCUCUCCUCACUGUAGCGCGUUGCACAGGUAAUAUCUCAUAGAAUACCACCUUGGAGGUCCUUUUCUUAAGUUUGCUACCUAAUUCCCUGAAAUCAUUCUUUAGGAUCUUCCAUCUUCCUCUUACUUUGUCAUUGGUACCAACAUGGACCAUGACCGCUGGGUCAUCCCCAGCCCCUCCCAAUAAUCCAUCCACUCUGUCAGCAACAUGCCGGACCCGAGCACCCGGGAGACAGCAAACUGUCCGGUUGAGCCGAUCAGAGCGGCAGAUUGCACUAUCUGCUCUCUUAAUGAUAGUGCCGUACCACCACAACCUGUCUUGCCUUCCUUACAUUUUAAUCCCCACCUGUACUAGGGGGGCUGUUACCUCUGCUGUUAGAAGUAACAGCUUCCUCUAAUACAGCUACUCCUGAGCUGAUGCUCCCAACAUCUUCACUCAAACGGGCAAAUCUGCUAGGUUGCACCAAAUCAGGACUAGCUAGACAUUUCCUCUUCCCUCCCCUCCUGCUUCCUCGCUCCACUGUCACCCAGCUACAUGCCUGUUCCCCAUCUGUCUUAUCUCCUCCCUCUCCACUACCUGUCCCCACUAAACUCUGCUCAGUGAGCAGCAGAUUCCUCUCAAGAUUGUCAAUCUUCUUCAAAGUUGCAAUUUGCUUCUCGAGAUCUCCAAUCUGAGUUUCCAGAGAAGCCACUCGCACACAACCGUCACAGAGGUAUGGACCCUGGAUGGGUACAUCCAGGCAUCCAUACAUGCAACAAGAUGUGCAUUGAGUCAAACCACCAAUCUUGCUAACACUCAUUUCUCCAGAUACAGAACAAUAAAACCAAUAACUUGUUCGUUUCAACUCCUGGUUUUCUAACUCCUACUUGAAAGAGUCUGCUUUCAAGUAAUGUGAGGAAGCUCAGUGAGUUAGGGGUGUGCCUUUAUUGGGAUACAAAUCCCACACAGGUGCAAUUAAUGAACACUCCCCCAAUCAAUCAAGCAGCAGCACAAAAGAGGGGGGGAAACCAGAACACAGAAAAAAAAAAAAAUUAAACACUUUAAAAAAUUUUUUUUUUUAAACUUUACCAAUUGAACAGAUUUAACAAACAUAAAAUACAAACCACUCCAAGCAACUCCUGGUUUUCUAACUCCUACUUGAGUCUACUUACUAGAGUCUGCUUUCAAGUAAUGUGAGUUUAAGGAAGUGAGCAGCCAUCCAGUUAGAAAUAGCAGAGAGGCAGUCAGAUACACUAGUCAAGAGAGGACAGAUAGAUUUGUGUGUCAUCCGCAAAUAAAUUUAUAUUGGAAGCCAAAGGAGCUAAUGAGUUUACCAAGGGAGGCAAUAUAGAUAGAGAUCAGUAGGGGACCAAGGACUGAACCUUGGGAGAGGAGUUGGGGAGAAGCAGCAGAGCCAAAGAAAGAAACACUGAAAAGAGUGCUGGGUGAGGUAGGAGGAGCACCAGGAGAGAGCAAUAUCUUGUAGACCGAUAUUGCGGAGGAUGAGAAGAAGUUGUUGUUGAUCAACAGUGUCAAAAGCCGCAGAAAGGUCAAAGAGAAUUAGGAUAGAGUAGUGACCACGAGAUUUUGCAGCAAGUAGACCAUUGGAUACUUUGGUCAGUGCUGUUUCCACAGCGUGCUUAGCGCGGAAACCAGACUGAAGCUGGUCUAGCACAGAGUUGGACUCGAAGAAACCUGUCAAUCUCGCAUACACAACUCUUUCAAGGAUCUUGGACGCAAAAGACAGUAGCGAGAGAGGACAGUAGUUGGACGGGGAGUUGGGGUCAAGGUUGGGCUUCUUUAGAAAUGGGGUUACAGUUGCAUGUUUUGAAGGGCAAUAGAAAUAUGUCAGAGGGGAGAGAGAGAGAUUGAGAUUUUUAGUGAGACCUAGAGAAAGAGAAGGAGAGAGUACGGAUUAGGGAUCGACCGAUUAUCGGUAUUUUCGGCAAUAUCGGUAUCUGCCUAUAGAGAUACCGAUAUUGUCAAUAAUACAGACCAGAACCACAGUGAAUGCAGUGUGUCUGUGUAGUGUGUCUAUAAUGAAUGCAGAGUGUGUGUUUGUGUAGUGUGUGUGUGUGUAUAUAGUGAAUGCAGUGUGUUUAUAUAAUGCAGAGUGUGUGUGUGUGUUUGUGUAGGUAUGUAAUGUGUGUAAAAUGGGGGUGUAUUUUUAUUUUAAAUUAUUUAUUUUUUAGUCCCCUCUCCCUGUUUCUUACUUGUCCAGGGAGGGGGAAGAUUGCAUUUCUCGGUGGUUUAAACGGUCCUGGGGGCCUGCAGCAAGCUCUUACCUUCCCAGCAGCUCCCUACAGCUCCCCUGUCUAAAUCUUGCGAGUCCUGCGGCCUUCAGAGCGUUGCCACAGGUUACCAUGGUAACGCUCCGCGAGGCACACAGGCUGCGAGAUUUAGACAGGGGAGUUGCUGGGAAGGAAAGAGCUUGCUGCGGGCCCCCAAUGCAUGAUUGAUUGAAAUGUACAUUGAGGGGAGAGAAGUAUGCCUACACCACCUCCUUGACAGUUGAGUCUGUGAGUGUGAGAGAAUUGUAGCCCACCAAAACAUAAAAAGGCAGGAGUAGUGCUAUCAGAGGGGGACAGCCAGGUCUCUAUAAGUGCAAGUAGUGUGAGUGAGUUUGAGAUGAAAAAGUAGUGUAUGGCCAUUGAUUUAUUUUCUCUAAUUUAUAGGUCUAAUAGAAUAAGUAAAACAGCAAAUGAUAUGUAAAUAAUACCUUAUUUUAGAGCAGCUGAGAAGUCCACAAAGAGAGACAAAAUAUGAUAUGUAUUUCUACUAGCGAACAAACAAGUUUAGAAAAUUUAUAGGGUUAUUCUCUAAAGUGAGAAUUUAAGGUGAACUUCAAAUUUAGGGUCGUAAUAGCCAGCUACGCUUUUAGUUGAGUUCUUCUGACCUUCAAAUUUAAAUUCACUUUGACUUCUCACUUUAGUGAAUAAGCCAGUUUGUUUAUUUUUUUUUUUUAGUUGUUGCGAAAUACACGGUGCACAAGUUAUGUGCUGUCUACUUAGGAGUAUGACUUGAACACAUAUCUUGAUUUUACAAUUAAAAUUUCAAAUGGAAAUUGAUUUGUUUUAUAUUGACAUGCAUUAAGAACAAGAAAGCUAUAAUACAUUUCCCUUUAUUUUUUAUGCAAGGUAAGCCUAGUAUAAAUCAUAUUUAGCAUAUAUACCCUCAAAGAAAACAUGCAUGCAAUUAUUUUUGCUUUGGCAUUCUAUCUAAAAAUCACUUGCAAAAGGUGCAGUUCUCUUAUCUGUAGCCUUUGCAAGCCUUCCCCUCCUUUAACAAGCCAGACAUUCUGUGACUUUCCAAUCACAGACUUCCAGUGCAGCUCAAUUGCAGGGCAGGUGAUCUGGGCAAUGCCUGCCUUUUUUGUUUAGUGCAGCUGAGCUAAACUACCAGGAGGUAAUAUAACCAGUUGUCUGAUCGCCAGCAGGCUGUAACAAAGUUUAUUUAUAAAAGUGCUGCUUUCUAUUGAAAUGUGCACUUUUUCAGAAAUGAAAAAAAGCGGAUAUACUCUUAACACAUAAAGGACUUCAGCAAUCUGAAGUGUUUUUGGGUAGAUUUUCUCAACCUUUUAACAGAGAAGUACCCUACACCUCUAAAAAAAAUAUCCUAAGUAUCCAUGCCUCGAGAAAGUAAAUUCUGUUGACUUAAAUUCCAAAUUAAGUAUGUAGACACAGGUAUUUAAGUUAAUCCCAUGUUGGAGAACAAGGUAGUAAAUACUUUUUUAAAGAUAAAUAUGACAUAAUGUGACUAUUGUGUAUGAACUAUUAAUCUGAAGGAUAAAAGUUACAAAGUUAAAAUAUAAUACACAGGGGGGCGUGGCUAGCGGCCGAGAAGAACGGUCGCAUGGUGUGAGAGCUCCCGGCCGUUAUAGCCCUCACAGCCUGACAUCUCGCAGCUACAUGCCCUAAAAUCGGGCCAAAUAAGCACCAACACCAGCAGCCUGCAGCAAUGGCCCCUGCUAAGCAGACGAAGCUCACGGACCCGGUCCGCCAACAAAAACGGGACAAAACGCGGCCUAUACAAGAUGGCGGCGACGGACUAGCGACAUCACAGUCCACAGACUCCCCCCUGGAACAAGACACUGAUGUAAGCCUAUACACUGAUGCCCCAGUCACGGAGAGGAAGCUCUUUAUUAUGCUGCAAGAAUUUAGAGUAACUCUGCAAAGGGACCUCAGGCAGGCAACUAAUGACAUCAAAAAAGAAAUUUCAGAACUGGGGGAGAGGACGAACAACUUGGAGGCUAGACAAGAGGAACUCUGCUCAGCACAUGACAUGCUGGCAGAAACUGUACAGAAUCUAAGCGAAGAACAUAUAUGGCUUUAAAAAAGAAGAUGGCCGACAUGGAAGACCGCUCGAGGCGGAACAAUAUCAGAUUCCGAGGGAUCUCGGAAUCUGUGGCAAAUGACGGCAUUGCUGCAUACAUAUUGACACUGUGUAAAACACUGGCGCCAAUGAUUCCGCAACAGGAGUGGAUCAUGGACCGAGCACACCGGCUACCAACACCUCAAAGGCUUGCGCAAGACACGCCACGUGAUAUAGUGGUGAGAUUCCACUUCUUUAAAACUAAAGACGCGGUACUCGCAGCGGCAAGGAAAGCAAUGACAUUGCCGGCGCCAUACGACAAAGUUCAGCUAUUUGCAGAUCUGUCAGCAAUGACAAUGAGCAGGAGGCGGGAGUUUAUAACAGUCACAAAGACAUUAAGAAACAACAGCAUUCAAUACCGCUGGGGGUACCCAACCAAGAUCAUCGUUUGGAAAAAUGGAAGGACAUAUACAGCGAACGAACCGGAGGUGGGCAUGCGACUACUGAAAGAAUGGGGGUUAUUUCCGCUGAGGUCUCCGGACGGAGCGACAGUGGAAUCACCGACACGCCCGCAGAGAGAGUGGCAGAUGGCGGGCUCGCCCUCCAAAAUCUGACGACUUACAGGUCCCUCACUACAAGGACUAUUGUAAGAUAAACAAUGACUGUCACGCUUACCACUUGCUAACGAUUGAAAGGUUGUGAGUAUAAGUAAAUGUGUUACUAUACAUGGGGACAUGACACCACAACCUUACCACGACACUCCAGCUACUGGAGAGACACACACGAAUACCCUAAAGGUUAGGCUGAAAGGGGGUAGAAGUACAAGGGGAAAAGAGUUUCGGAACCCCAGAUAUGUCUCAAAUUAGCAGUAUUAAAAAGAUGGGCAGGGGAAAUUGGUUGGUCAAUUUAUCAAUACAUCCAUUAAUUCCAAAGGACAGGGCGGAAACCAACACUGAUGGGGGCCGAGGGUGGCAUGCUCUCACAACCAGACCAUCCCCUAGGUUUGCGCGCAGAGACGGGACAAAACACCCGACUUGCGUUUAAACCAGGAAGAGCGCUAACAAAUACAAUGGCGCUAUGUACAUACUUGUUUUUGUUACAGACACGUGGUUUUGUUAUCCCUGUUAUAUCCCAACCCCUUCCUUCCUGGACAGCCUCAUCACCACUUGCUAUGCAUUAUUACCCGUACACGCACGAACUGCACAAGCAGCCUAACAAAAGACCGUAUGGCUGACGAACUAAAAAUCCUAACAUUAAAUGUGAAAGGCCUCAACAGCCCCCAUAAACGCAGACUGGCAGCAGUGGAAAUGAGUAAAUCUAAAGCAGCUAUAGUGUGCUUGCAGGAGACGCGCUUCUGCAUCCGCAAUACCCCGAGGUUUAACGUCAAACAAUACACCCAAAACUAUCACGCCCUAUCACCGACUAAAUCCAGGGGGGUGGCCGUGUACUUCCAUAGAGACUGGGUAUUUUCACUCUCCAAACAAUAUGCUAGACGGGAUGGGAGGCUGCUGGUUCUGGUGGGUUCCCUGAACGGAUUACAAAUAACAAUAGUCUCACUAUAUGCCCCGAAUGAAGCGCAGAAACAAUUUCUAAACAGGGCGUUCCGCACAAUUGCACAACACAAACAAGGACACACCAUCAUAUGCGGGGACUUUAAUUGCUCCCCUGACCCAUCCCUAGAUAUCAGCAGAAUGAACAAUGAACCACCAAAGCCAGCCUCUAUGGCCUUAGGCGAACGGCUCAGUACCCUUAUGCAUGAGCAUGAUUACUAUGACACGUGGAGGGCUCUGUAUCCAUGUGAGAGGGAUUACACGUUCUACUCCCCCGUACAUAUGACCUACACUAGAAUAGACUUAUGCCUCCUAGACACAAGAACGUUACCCUUUGCAACGAGAGUACAAAUAGGCUCAAUCACGUGGUCUGACCACGCUCCACAAAUUAUAACUAUAAAAACACCUUACCCAGCUAGGGGACGAGGCACAUGGCGCCUCAACGAAGGCCUUUUGGACACACCGGGGAAUCUCCGUCAAAUACAGGCCAAAACGCAGGAAUACUUCGAGACCCAUGCGACCUGCCAGACAACAAUUAUCACCAAAUGGCUAGCUCAUAAGGCAGUCAUAAGGGGGAAUUUUAUCCAGAUUGGGGCGAGAGUAAAAAAGCAAUAUAACAAUGAAAGAUCACGCCUUCAACAAGAAAUAAUCACACAUGAAGAGGCACACAAACAUAAACCCACCAAACGCACGCACGACACACUGACAAAGCUCAAAACACAACUAAACUCUCUUCACUUAGUGGAAACUGAAAAAAGGAUGCGGAUCCUCAAACAGACAUAUUACACCAUGGGCAACAAGGCAGGAAAAUUACUAGCCCAGCGAGUACGCCAAACCAAAUUGCAGUCGAAAAUACCCUAUAUCACCUCAGAGCAGUGAGCAAAACUAUAUAACCCCCAGGACAUAGUCAACGAGUUAGCGCGGUACUUUGCGUCCCUUUACCAGUUAGACAGGGAUCGAGGCACUCAUCAGCCGACUAAACUGGGAAUCACACGUUUUCUAGAUCAGAUAGAUUUACCGAGCCUAUCCCGAGAGCAAUGCUCCGCACUGGAGGCACCCUUCUCAGAGCAGGAAAUUGAAGAGGCCAUUAAGUCCCUACCUAAGCAUAAAGCCCCGGGCCCAGACGGCUUAUCAAAUUAUUACUAUAUAAAAUUGUCGCCGUAUCUGAUCGCACCUCUCACCACACUAUAUAAUGCAAUUAAAGACUCAGGGGAAAUGCUCAAAGAAAUGCUAGAAGCUUUCAUUGUGACUCUGCCCAAACCAAACAAACCCCCCACAAUCUGCGCUAAUUUACGCCCAAUUUCCCUGCUAAACGCAGACACCAAACUCUACGCUAAACUGAUAGCAACUAGACUUAAAAAAAUACUCCCAGAUCUCAUCUCUGAGGAACAGGCGGGAUUCGUCCCAGGGAGACAGGUGGGAGACAACACCAGGCACUUUCUGAAUCUGAUAGAUUGGGCAAAUUUAUCGUCCCAGACUGGCCUGAUCUUGGCACUGGAUGCCGAAAAGGCCUUUGAUCGCCUACACUGGGAAUAUAUGUCGCAGACGCUCCUCAGAAUGGGAUUCUCCUCAAAAGUACUGUCGAGUAUUCUUGCAUUAUAUCGAAAUCCGACGGCCAGAGUGUUUAGCACGGGCUUUAUAUCUGUGAUCAAAUAGAGAUAAGAAAUGGUACCCGACAGGGAUGCCCCCUCUCGCCCCUCAUAUUUAUACUAAGCCUAGAACCUCUAAUUCGACUAAUAAACCGCGACCCAGUAGUACAAGGACUCCACACCCCAGGCGGUGUCAAAAAACUGGCACUUUUCGCGGACGACGUUUUAGUAUUCCUAACGCGUCCAGAAUCCUCACUACCACAACUCAUACACAGGCUCGACACAUAUGGACGGGUAUCUUACUAUAGGAACAACACGACGAAGACGCAAGCAUUGCCUAUAAACUUACCGAGCACUAUUGUCAUGACGCUACAAUCACGACACACAUUUGACUGGCGUAAAACCUCUCUAAAAUACCUGGGGAUUAACCUCACAAAGUCCUCUCAGACCACCAUACGGGAAAACCACUACCCGGUUAUACAAAAGAUAAGAACCACACUAGAAAAAUGGGAAGGUCUAGAGGUGUCCUGGUUAGGCCGCAUUAACCUUAUUAAAAUGAUGGUGCUGCCACACAUACUAUACCUGUUUAGAACCUUGCCCAUCGCCCUCCCCACCAAACUUUUAAAACUCUUCCAAGGCACAAUAAAUGCACAUGUAUGGAAACGGAAGCCCCCGAGAGUGGCAAAGGGCGUGCUGGGGCUCCCAGGCACCAGUGGGGGGCUGGGCAUGCCGGACAUCAAGGCUUACUAUAAGGCAACCGUUUUAGCGCAGGGACUCAGGCUAUUACGUUCAGCGCCUGCCACCCGUAAACCCGUAUGGCUAGAAAUGGAAAGUGCCUGUCUGGCAACACGUGAUUUGUCACGGAACCUAUGGGCAGGGGGACACUCCCAAGAUGUAGGGGGGAAACAAUUGCAGAGCUCACGGUUUCUUUUAAGGGCAUGGAACAACUGGAGCUCCUGUAUAGUGAACUCCACAGAGCUCUUUUUAGCAGCACCCUUGGAAACACUAGAAGUACUAUCCCCAGACUUGCCGAUGGGCCGGUGGAAAGGGAGGGGUGAACUCCGGGUCCAGGACAUGCUAGAGGGAGGAAAGAUUAAGCAAUUCCCCAUCCUGCAAAGGGAACUACAGCUACCAGCAAGGGAUAUCUUCCAAUACCUUCGAAUAAAAAACAUAGUGCACUCGCACAUUCAACUCUGCACUACUCAUUCCCUCAAACCCCACAUAACGCUUAAACAGGCACUUCUCCACAAACAAAUCAAACCGCUUUCAGCAUGUUACAACGCACUAAUCAAUUCGGCAGCCCCCGACAAUCAUAAAACCACAUACAUGAAUCUGUGGGAGAAGGACUUGGGACUCCAAAUUCCCAAAACAGAGUGGCUAACGGCUCUGGAAAUCACGAAAAAAGCAUCGCAAAGCCUCACACUCUGGGAAGCGUAUUGCAAGGUGCUAAUGAGGUGGUACUUGGUACCACAUAGACUAGCAAGUAUGUACCCGGGUACGUCCGGGAAGUGUUGGAGGUGUAACAUAGGAUAGGGAACCAUGAUCCAUAUUUUCUGGACAUGCCCCUCACUGACAGAGUACUGGGAGGCGGUCCAUCUGCUUCUACUAAGCAGGACGGGAAUCACUCUCCCCAAGAAGCCGGAACACUACAUACUUCACAUAAUACCCAGCAUAGCAACUCACCCCCAUAGGAAAGUAGCGGUAAACAUUCUAACGGUAGCAAAAAUACUGCUAGCCAGCAACUGGAAGAGCAACAAAAUACCAGUAGUAGAGGCUAUAACACAUAGAAUGGAUAUGAUUAGCGCAUAUGAAAAAAAUGGCAAAUAGGGUAAAUGGUAGUAGUAUGAGAUACGACAGAGAAUGGAGUUGCUGGCCAGCGGAAAGUUAGGUAGUAAAACGGGAACCUUGAAAAGGCGAUGCCUACACUCACAUAGAACAAGGUCCAGAUGGGAACAAGGCCAAGAUACAAAUGGAUGCAUAGGAUUAAAUCAUCACAUGUAUAAAAUGCUGUCUAGGGUACCCCCCUCUCCCUUCUUCCUUUCUGUAUCCCCCCCCCAACCUAAGUUUUGUUACAAAAUGAAAGAAUAGGUAAAGCUUGUCGGACGUGCAUCAAAAGCAGUAAUUGUCAUGUGUACCGCACCAACACACAAAGAUACUAGGCAAAUCACAUAACACAGUGCCCUCGAGCAGAGAGUUCCAAAGGGAGUGAACCUACCUGGGAAGCAUCACAGGCUUCAAAAGUAUAAUCAAAUGUACACACAGUAGAUAUUAGAUCGAUACCAUGUGGGGCAAAUGGUUUACACAGCUGCGACUGUGCGGGGUGUGAAUGCCAGAGUGCACUGCGAUGCACAAAGUCUGAUAAUAUGCUUGUACCAAUAAAAAGACAAAUGAGAAAAAAAAAAUAUAAUACACAAAAAAAAGUUUCACACAGAGGACACUGACUGAUUUAAUUAAUACUGACAGACACACUCACUGAUUUAAUUAAUACUGACAGACACACACACUCACUGAUUUGACAGACACAUUUACUGACCGACACAUACACAUUCUCUCAUACACACUUACUUACAAAUUAAUUGCGGUUGAAUAUGUAAAAUAACAGAGUGAGUCCAAUGUUGGAGUAUAGCUAGGUAUAUGGAUGUGGAAAAACACUUGCAUUUAGUAGAGCUCCAAACCACCUCUAGGGUAUUGUGUUAAAUUGAGACACUUUAGGAUAUAUGGGUGUCUGCUUAUGAUCAGUAUAGAUCCUCAAUAAGACAAGCAAUAGAAAGCAGAAGAUAGGAGCAAUAUAUAGUGUAGUAUAUAUCGUGCAAACAUGGAAAAUAUAUGUAUAUAUUAUAUGCACUCACAUGAUUCAGAGCCUUGAAGGGCUCAAUUUAGAAUAGUGUGAAUUGGUACAAUCCCCACUCCAGGAUAACAUUCAGCCAGGUGUGGUGAGCGGUAUGAUGUAAGACAAAACACAAAUCUAGUUCUCUCUGUGGAUGACAGCAAUGUAGUAGACCAUAGAAUACUUUUUUAAUUUUUCGAGUAAUUUAUGGUAUUGUUCAGUCUGUUUUAGGCUUAAAAGGAUAAUAUACCCGCUGCAGAUUGGAGCUGAUAAGAGUGUAGUAUUACACAUAAUGCUGCUGUACAAAAAUAUAGCAAGAACACUAAAAAUAGAGCCAUAUAACAAGCUACCUAUACCUAGAAGAAGAGUACGAUCAGUGCUAAUUCCAGAAAGGGGAAUCAUAAUCUGGUCAUAUGAUCAGGAAGUUUAGUUCUGUCAGAAAACAAACUGCAUCCAUGUUGUCAUGGUGGUCCGGUCACAUGAUCAGACUAGAUAAGGAUAGAGAAUGAAUUAUGUGACUUAUAUUUUUUGAUAUAAUGAUCUGACCCAGACGAAAAUGCAUUCUAUAUUUAGUUGGGGCUACAGGUACACCAAUUAUAUGGUGAGGACAAAAAAAAAACCAAUGUGGAAAUCGUAGAUAAGGAUGCUGUCCAUGUGAUCGGACCAAAAAAUAAAUAGUAUGCAUAUGACUAUAGAGAGCACUAUAUUUGUAUUUUCUGUUCUGUUGCCUAUUGCAUGUCUUAUUUAGGAUCUAUACUAAUCAGAUUAUACCAAUAUAUUCUAAGGUGGGGAUUGUUUCAUCCAAACUUAGUACUCUAGAGCUGAUUUGGAGUUUUAUUGAAUGUAAAUGCCUUUCCACAUGCAUUUUAUAUACCAAGAUAUCCUCCACCAUUGGACUCUCUCUGUUUUUUAUUUUACAUAUUUAUCCAUCUGAAGCGCAACUACCAACCUACUGUGAAUAAUUAGCAUUAUGCCAGAAAUGACUUUAGAAGGCUAUCAAUUAACAGAACUGUUUUAGUGCUUGUUUUUUUUAUUAUUCCAAUGCAUACAUUUUUUUAAUGUUGUUUUACUAAUUGUCUAUUAUAAACCUGCUACUGUAUUCAGUAGAAUAGUACUGCAUGUGAGUCUGUUUAUAAUUGAUAAAACAGAAUAUGGUAGUGGUGUUUAAUAGUGAAGCACAUUUAAUUAUUUAUUUUAUAAAUGACUUUUUGUGUUUUUGUUUUUUCUUUCUUCAGCUUUUUCAAGAGCUUCCAAUUCUGCCUAUUAUGUCUUAUGGUGGAAUCCGGCAUAAAUUCACCAAGACCCGUUAUCCCGAUGAAGUAAGAUUGCUUUUGUUCACUGGUUUUAUGGUUUUUUUUGGGGGGGGCUGUUUGGAUGUCAUGAAUAUGCAGAUGAUCUUUUGUUCAUUGGCAUACUUUGCUUCCCUGGGCAUCAUUGCCUAUUGCCUUAAUUUGGUAGAAACAGCAAAGUUGUCCAGGCACUCAAAGUCUUCAUACAUGAUGAAACGAGGAUUGCAUGUUGGUAAUAUUGUAAUAUAUGUACGUUUUAUUUUGCAGGCCUUCCAGCCAAAGCCUGAAGACCAUGAAAAGUAUGGUGGAGAUCCACAGCAACCACAUCAACUGCAUCUUAUAACGCGAAUAAAAUCUGGGCUUGGGCGACCACACUGGGAGAAAGAAACUUUGAAAGCUCUUGGUCUGAUUAAGGUAUCUUUGGAUAUUAAUGUGUGUACAUAGAACACAAGGUCACCCUUUUAGACUGGAAGAAAUUAUAUUUAGUCCAAGGCAAAAGGAAAGGUUUUACUUUUUUAAUCUUUUUUCUUUUUAUUAAGAACAAUAAGGAUGGGGAAAUCUCUGCCUGAAGAGGUGAUUUUAUCAGACCUUAUGCAGAUGUUUAAACAGCAACUUGAUGAAUACUUGCUAACACAAUAUUCAGUCAUAUCAUUUCUAAUAUGUGAGGCUUUUUCAUCCAAGCAAUGAUAUGACUGCAGUUCUGUGGUUGAGAAGGGAUUUUGUUCCUAGCUUUUUGCCUUCUUUUGGGGCAACAGCAAAAACAGAUUUGAGAGGCUGAAUUUGAUGGACCCAAGUAUCUUUUCAGCAUAUAUAACCAUAUGUACCUACUUCUCAAUAACAUAAUCGGACAAGAGGUAAAAAUUUGUUUUUGUGUGUAUGUAUCUCUUUCGAUCAUUGUUUUUUCAUAUGUGCCUAUCCAUAAACAUAGCAUUUAUAUUAAAGAAAAUAAAAUGUUUAUAUACAUACACAUAUACAUACAUACACACACACACACACACACAGAAUUUAUAUAAAAUUAUUUUUAUUUUAAUAUAAAUUUUGUGUGUGUGUAUGUGUGUGUGUGUGUAUAUAUAUAUAUAUAUAUAUAUAUAUAUAUAUAUAUAUAUAUAUAUAUAUACAUACACACGCACAUAAAAUUUAUAUUAAAAUAAAAAUAAUUUUAUAUAAAUUCUAUGUGUAUGUAUAUAUGUGUAUAGAUAUAGAUAUAGAUAUAUAAAUUUAUUUUCUUUACUAUAAAUUCUAUGUUUAUGGAUAGACAUGAAAAAACAAUGAGGGAGAGAGAGAGAGCUACAUACAUAUACAUUGCUAAACACAAAUACACACACCAGUCAAGCCAUAAGACUUGCUUUUCCCACAGUGCUUUUACCCCACUUGCAAUACCUUGGGUAGUCUACUUUUGCAAAGGGUAUGCCAUCAUGGGGGUAAACCUCAGUCCUGGGCUACCACACGGUCUCAAAGGUAACAUUACUAACCUGGUAAAUUUCAAUGUGGAAAAAAAUGAAAAAUGGAAUGUGCUAUAUUUGAAGAAAGGGGAAGAGUCUGCGCUGACUCAAUUGAGCAGCAACCCUGAAAGGGAAUCCCUCACAGAACCCUUAUAAGGCAAAAAUUACAGAGAAGGGGGUUGAGGGCUGCGCUAAGUAAAGAAUACGUAAAAGAGAGUAAAAUUAAAUAAAGGUAAAAACCAAAAAGUUCAUCCACAAAUAAGAGAAGUAUAAAUAAAACAAUCUCACUGGUGUGCAGUGAUAUAAUAUAAGUCCUCAAGUGUCACUCCGUCCUUAUGGUAGGUGGUCCAUAUAUGUGGAGACAAAAAAUAAGAGAAGAAAGGCUUCCAAUAGUGAAAUAUUGUAUGUCCAAGGUGUAAUAUAUAUUCAAAGGAAAAGGUAUUUCACUCACAUUUGUUGGAGCUUUAUCCAGCUCUCGGAGAAGAGGCACUUAGUGGUUUGAUCCCCACUAUCGGAUAUACUGAACAGUUGGUCUGUCCGUCCGGUUUGAAGUUUCUUUAGUGUAGGCUAGGACCUACUCAGAUGUACAAUAUUCGUUAUGUUGGGGAGAUAGGUCCGCUUUUCCGGUAUUGGAUAAUAGGUGUCCACGAAAUAUAUAAAACAGUAUAUAGUGCUCGCAGUAUGAACAACACAGUAAUAUGUAUAAAUAAGUUAUACUUACAAAAAUAGAGCAGACAGAUACAGAUUCCACCAGCGCUGUGGAAAUAGAGCAGUAUCUGUAUGCUCUAUUUUUGUAAGUAUAACUUAUUUAUACAUAUUACUGUGUUGUUCAUGCUGCGAGCACUAUAUACUGUUUUAUAUAUUUCGUGGACACCUAUUAUCCAAUACCGGAAAAGCGGACCUAUCUCCCCAACAUAACGAAUAUUGUACAUCUGAGUAGGUCCUAGCCUACACUAAAGAAACUUCAAACCGGACGGACAGACCAACUGUUCAGUAUAUCCGAUAGUGGGGAUCAAACCACUAAGUGCCUCUUCUCCGAGAGCUGGAUAAAGCUCCAACAAAUGUGAGUGAAAUACCUUUUCCUUUGAAUAUAUAUUACACCUUGGACAUACAAUAUUUCACUAUUGGAAGCCUUUCUUCUCUUAUUUUUUGUCUCCACAUAUAUGGACCACCUACCAUAAGGACGGAGUGACACUUGAGGACUUAUAUUAUAUCACUGCACACCAGUGAGAUUGUUUUAUUUAUACUUCUCUUAUUUGUGGAUGAACGUUUUGGUUUUUACCUUUAUUUAAUUUUACUCUCUUUUACGUAUUCUUUACUUAGCGCAGCCCUCAACCCCUUUCUCUGCUAUAUUUGACCCUGUAACUUUCCAAAACACCGUAAAAACUGUUAAUGGGGGCAACUGUUGUACUUGUGAGACUUUGCUGAAUCCAAAUAUGUGCUUUUAUUUUUUUUUGCAAUAAAAGCUAACAGUAUUAUGACAUUUACAGCUAAAAUGUGAGGUGGAACUACAAAUUAAAAAAAAAAAAUAAUUUCUGUUUUUUUUUUUUUUUUUUUUUUUUACAUUUUACAUUCAUAAUAAAUUUUCAUAUAUGAAUAGUUCAUGAGAAAUUAAAGCCCUGUUUCUCCUGAACAAAAUUAUAUAUAAUAAGUGUGGGUGCACUUAAUAUGAAAGAGGUGAAUUACAGUUGAACAGAUCUUUCUCUUUCUCUCUCCUCCCCCCUCCCCCCACCCCCCCAUUUCCUGUCCUGAAGGGGAUAUAUAUAUAUAUAUAUAUAUAUAUAUAUAUAUAUAUAUAUAAUUAUGUGUGUGUGUGUGUGUUUUUAUAAUUCUUUGUUUAUAGAUAGGCACAUAUAAAAAAACAAUCAGUCAUUACAGAGGCACUCUGUAAAUCACCGUCAAAUUCCCACCAAAAACAUAGCCGCCAAGAUCGUAUAUGGAGACCAAUUUAGUAGCCAUUAGGUUAUGUCUUCUGGAUAUAUAAUCCAGUAACUAACCAUUGUACUCCUUUCCCGGACUGGACAUCAUAUAGGGAAAGAACACAAUAAUAAAAUGGUUAUAAAAAUUAACCAUUUACAUUUUAUUAUUAACAUAAAUAUCGUUCGCCGGUAUCUUCACCGGUGCCAUUAGUGGACACCAAAAAAAUGUCUAAUUGCAUGUGCAGCGGCGUCUACUUAGUUGCGCGUGCACGAAACAAAUGAUCGCGCAUGUGCGAAAACUUUGAAAAAUAGGUGAAUCAAAUAGAGUCCAAAAGAGCAGGAUAUAACGGACUGACAGCCCGAGAGACCAUCAAAAUAAACCGUAGUUAAAUGGUACAUUACUUUAAAGGUAUGGUGUCCAUGAAUGUAAAUGAGCAAAUAAAACAUAUAUCAAAAAGUAAAAAUCACAUCCACUCAAUAUGGGCUCAUUAUAGCAUUGAUUGAUAAAUUGAAAUUAUUGCACAAAAUAAUAAAAUAAAAAUGUUACAAAGAAAGUAAAAAUAAUCUCUGCUGUGCCGGAUUCAGUGAUUUAGCUACUAAGUGAUUAUAGCUUUCCAAGUGAUUAAAGCUCUGGAGUGAUUAUAGCUUUCCCCGACAGACAUUAGCCUAGACUUAAUGCUGGGAGUGAACUGGUUUAAUGGGGAAUGGUACAGGCAAUUUAUACAUAGACCCCCAGCAGGAGCUCUCCAUACAGUUACAAACUCCUCCCCGGCAUCUCUGCGUCUGGGAAAUAAUUGAGUGUACUUUGCUUAAACUAAUUAUCUUCCAGGCACAGCGGUACAAUGUUCAAAACACAAAACACACCAAAAUACACACAAUACUACAAGGGACCCCUUCAAGUCAUAUAUCCCCAGAUAGCUGCAUCUGAGCGCCCAACAUAUCCAAAUAGUGCUCAGAUCCCAUAAAUACAGCCGAAUCUCCACCGGGGUUAAGUUUUGACCGACCGCACACGUGACGCCUGUUCAAAAUAGUUCUAUACGAAAAGUGGUAGCAGUCGGUCACUUUCGGGAGUUCAAAACCGAACAAAUCACCAAACAGAUUUGGCUCUUAGGUAGCGAUUGUUCGCCUAGUUCAUGCGAACAAUCCUACUGAACAGCACUCUUCUGAGGUUUGAAGAAACGAAAGCAGACAAGGAUGGUAAUAAAGUUCAGCGGUGUUCACAAGUUAGUGUGUCCGAUUUUAGUUCCAUGCACUUGACGAGCGAACACCAUUGUCUGCGUUCGUGUGACAAGAUGGCUGCCAACUCAGUUCCCACGUGUUCGUGCAUACAAACAGCGGCCACCCAACCGAAUACUGAGGUGUGAAUCCAUUAUGGAGGUGUCAGUAGGGGUCAAUAGGUUUAACAAGCUCCCAGAUGAGCUGAGAACAAGGGGAAUUUGUGGGUUUGUUCGGUUACCGAACUGAAAUGGGAAAAGGACACUAACAAAGUAUUUUCAGCGACAGGGUGUUCUGUCACAUAUACCAUGGGGUUGUUAUUCUCCCAUAAAGGGUUUGCCCAUAUCAAUGCCCUAUCCAGAAGGGAGGUUGAUCAUAAAACCCACUCUAGCCCUGUUGGUGGGAUAGGCUCUAACCCUGUCGGUGACAUAAGUUGUAAUUCGAAGUGUAUGCUGACCUAGUUUAAAUACCCUCGGCAUGCACUAGGAUCACCGCUGUAACGUAAAGGGGACGUCAUGAGCGGACAUAUUAACUGUUGCAACCUCCAGGUUAGGGGCAACAACUACUGGUAUGGGAUUUUGCGCCUCGGUUUGCAGAUGUGCCGUACUGCCUAGUAAAGUCUGCAGAGCAAGGGCAAAUUGGUCCAUGCUGUGGUCUAUAUCUUCAAAUCGCACGUCAUCACCAGAAGCUUGUGGGUUGACGCCUGCAGGGUCCAUAGCCCUAUUGUAAUAUCAGUCGUGUGAUAACCCAAGACAGUAUAUAAACUAACCUUAAAAUGGUCGGGUUUAACAUAGGUAGAAAAGAGUAGUCAAGGGAUCGCCAAAAGUCAGGAUACGAGAAAUCAAGAGAACGAUACAAGAAGAGUCAAAAUACAAGUCGAGUCAGGGAACCAGAGAAGUCUAAAGCCAAGCCGAGUCAAAACACAGAAAUAAUAUAAUCGCAAGGUGAACCAAAUAGCACUAAGGGGAACACAAGGAAGCACAAUAGGGCAAGGAACAAAGCAAAAGGUGCCCUUUUUAUAAGGAAGCGUCUUUUGCUUUAAGGCCACGCUCCCAAAACGUUUUAACUUCUAAAUGGAAGAGACUUUGUCAGUGAUACUACAGUGGCAUGAUCUCUAUACCAAAUCGAUUAAUUAAAGAAAAAAAAUUCUGAUGGUUAGUGUUCCUUUUAAGAGCAUCACAUUAUUACUACAGACCUUGUUGCCCAUUAACGCUCUUGAAAAAAACUGUUACACUUGUAUUAAAAGCAAAAACAUGUGCCAUUUAAACGGUGUUGAAUCUCCUGAAUACUCCUCCUCUCCUGAAGAGUUACAUGACAUUUCAUGAGUUGAAUAUUCUAAAUGUGUUAUAAUAUUUUGUCUAUAAAUUGGAAUGAUUAUUUCUUUCAUAGGCUCAUCAACCAGUUGUACACAAAAAUAUUCCUGCAGUUAACGAAAAGCUUAAAAUUAUCAAGCAUUUGAUCAGGUUGGUGCCAUAAUUUAUUCAUUUUUCAUUCAAUUCAAUCUCUAUAAAAAGAAUAUUCUAUUCUGCAUGUUACUUUUUUUUGGAAAAAAUAUCAAAUUAAACAGAAAUGUGAAACAGACAAAAAGUAUAGAUGUUAACCUCCCUGCAGGCAACAUUCACCUGUCUUCAAAUUUAUUUCUUCCUAGUUAGCACUUCUCACCCAGCUUAUUUCUCAGUCACGUCUCAGUAAUUUUCCUUUAGCAUAUACCUUGUCAUGCCUUUCCAUGCUCUCUCUCUCUUAUGGAUUAAACUAGAUUUGUAACCUUUUAAUGUCUCCAUGCCGUCUGGAUUAUCAGUAUAGAUAAGUGCACAUUUCAUUCUUUAAAGGUUUACUCCAAGCACCAUGAUCAGUUCAAUGAUUUGAAGUGGUUAUGGUGUUUGGAGUUGGUAUGUGCAGAAUUUCAGUUUGAAACACUGCACAUACAGAGUUAAAGCCCUUUGCUGCUUGAGGUAUAAUUCCACCUCCAACAGCAGGUUUAUGUUAAAUCUUUGCAUAUUUGGCAUCUGUUGACAACAUUCAAAGCAUGCUGGUGGCACAUCCUCCCCGUUUGUACCACCCCAAUCCUACCUUCAGCCCAUGCUUUAGGAUGUCUUUCCCCUACAGUGAAACACUGAAGAAGUAUCAGGUGUCAGAGCUCUGCAUUGAAUCCUAAGAUUUUAUUAAAUCCCUGUAUUGUGUUUUUUUUGUUUGUUUUUUUUUGUUUGGAGUAACCCUUUAAUUCUGAUAAUUGCAGAGGGGUCUUCACACGCCCUAAUGCCCACAGUCUGCAUAAUGGAGCUUGGAGUUCUCAUGGUCUCUUUCCCCAACACAGCUGUUGUGAUUCGAAGUGCCGAAUAGAAGGCAAAUGAAGACUGCUUCACUUCAGUAUCUCCUUUGUGGCACAUUAUUUAUUUAAAUGUGUGAAAUAAAUGUGUUGCAUAUUUCUAUGUAUGAUAUUAUAAAUGGUAUGCUAUAUAAUGUUUUAUUUGUUGUUCUAACAACGUUUGUGUACUUCCAGAGUUCAACCCCUGAAACUGCCUCACGGCAUUCCAACAGAAGAUGAUAUAUUAGACACUUACCUGAAGAGCAAUGGGGAGUUGGUGAUUAGAAAGAAGCUGCAAGCAAUUGAGACUAAAUCAAUUGAAUCGUAAAGAUUCAUUCAGAAAAGCAUGUGAUGGGCAAUGCCAUAUUUAUUGAAGUAAACCAGGAAAUCAUCCAAAAAUACUAAUUACAUGUUGUGUAUUGCACAUUGGUACAUUCAGAAGAUGUUGGUAUAUAAUACUCUUAUGUGUGUGUACUUUGUAAAAUAAAUUACAUAUUUUGUAUAAAUUAUUUGCAAACUGUGUUUAUACUGGAAAAAGUAGUAUUGUGCUGAAGACCAAAAAAAAGUACAAAAUUGUUAGAAAAACUUGUUAAAGGGACACUCCAGGCACCCAGACCACUUCAGCUAAUUGGAGUGGUCUGGGUGCUGUGACCCUUUUGCACUUAGUGCUGCAAUGAAAAACAUUGCAGUUCCAGAGAACUGCAAUGUUUACAUUGCAGCUCUAAGUCUGCCCUCUGUGGCUGUCUAGCGGGCUUCCGGAAUCCAAACCGACCUUUGGUCAGCUAUCUGACACUGGACAUCCUCAGAAGUGGUGGCCUGAUCCAAUUACAAUGCUUCCCCAUAGGAUUGGCUGAGACUGACAAGGCGGCAUAUCAGGGGCAGAGCCAGCACAAUUCAAACACAGCCCUGGCCAACCAGCAUCUCAUUAGAGAUGAACUGAAUCAAUGAAUCUCUAUGAGGAAAGUUCAGUGUCUGUAUGCAGAGGGAGGAGAUACUGAAUAUUUAGAUGCAUUUUAGGCAGCCACGACUCAGGAAGGAUCUCUAACAGCCAUCUGAGGAGUGGCCAGUGAAGUUAUCACUAGGCUGUAAUGUAAACACUGCAUUUUCUCUGAAUAGAUAGUAUUUACAGCAAAAAGCCUGACGGUAAUGAUUCUACUCACCAGAACAAAUUCAAUAAGCUGUAGUUGUUCUGGUGACUAUAAUGUCCCUUUAAAUAGGUGCCCAAAUCCAAAACGAAAAAAAGGUUGUCACAUACACAAUCUCAAGUCGAGGACCGGUAGGUAUCUAAAGAAACCACAACCAAGCCUCUACUUGAUACAAUGCAAGCCAUAAAACCCACAUAAAGUAAAGAGUGGGAAAGACAUAAAUUGCCAGAGGCAUCGGCAACACCGAUAGUCCUCUUUACUCAGCAACCUUUUUGAAGUGAGUUAAGGUACAUGGCCCACAUCUAAGAGACCCUCUGAUGCGUACCUUCAAUCCAAAUAGAUUGCUGAGUAAAGAGAACUGUGAAUGUUACCAAUGCCUUGGGUGUGUCACAUGUAGAGACAUGAGACCAGGUAAGACCUUUUCACAUACCCAUACUGUGGCAGUGUUUCAUAUUAAACACUGUAUUACCUGCACCUCUAUGUUUGUCAUUUUAUAAGCUACAAUGUCAAUGUGGACUUUCGUAUAUAGGUGCAUCAAACUACGUGAGAGGAUUUGGGGACAUCACUGCUCUAUAAGCACGACUUACAGGGAUGCUCAUUUGGACAAGUCGAUGGCUAGACACUUUGUACAAAUAGGGCGCACACUUCUCUCCCUACAUUUUAUGGCCAUAGACUCUGUUCCAGAUUCGUCCCUUGGGUUGUACGAGCCAAUUAGUUAUUCAAAUUUGAAUGUUUCUGGAUCAUCACAUUGGAUACCUUUGCUCCCCAGGGUUUCACAAAAAUAAAAAAGACUCAUUGUUGCUGACUUGCUAACUAGGCUGAUCAAGAAUGACUAUUGAAGCCUUGUAGCUGCUGGCUGGUGUGUACUGG
Messenger RNA from Pelobates cultripes (western spadefoot toad), 22593 nucleotides. The record is from the annotation of a GenBank genome assembly. NCBI's taxonomy places the organism in Eukaryota, Metazoa, Chordata, Amphibia, Anura, Pelobatidae.